GCGAAAAGAGCAAAAAUGUCUGACUUUGUUUAUUCCUGCAAUUAUUUUUUAAAUUGAUGAAUAUUUGAUAUGCCAUAGAAUAUGCUUACGUGACUAACAAUAAGAAAGGUGUUCAAUGAGCUGUAAACGCGAUAGCUGGUUAGCAUCAGGUUAGCAUUGGAGGCGUGUGAAGGUUGCCUAGCGACCAGCAGCGACAUGUAAAAGCUAAACUGAUCAGCUUCUCAUCAAAAAAUAUACUCGAAAGUUUAGUUUGUGUUUAAUUUAAGUAAUUAAAACGGUGCCUUUUGAAGCAGCUGUCAACAUGAGACUAGAUUUAUUAAAAUCUUCGGCAAAAAGCAAGUUUAGUUUAGAAAAUGCUAACUAGCUAGCUUAAGCCUUAAGCCCACAGUGACAUCAACAUUUGGAGGAAAUAGAAGAACUUUAUAAAACAAAAUCCUGCAUUUAAGAUUUCACCUGACCGACCCUGUUGCAUGGACAGAGAGGAGCCAGAUUAUCAGGGGGCACCAGACUGUCACCUGUGACUCUCAGCAGCCGUCCAGACUGGAACUGCUCUCAUCUGCCUUUAACAGCAACCAACAGGCCAAAACUGAGGCACCAGCAAUUUAGCAGCAACAGCCAGCUCCCGGGGCAGCAGACGUGUUUGGGGCCGGGCUUGGGUAGCGCUUCUCCUUCAGAUGGCGUUCUGCCUCGCCGAGCUGCACCUGUGGUCCACCAAGAACUCUCUCCACGUCAAAGAUACAGAUAUUGGCACCUAUCAGUACUACGAAAAAGGCGAGCCAGCCGCCCCCCCACACCUUCAUUACUAUGACGACAAACUCCAGUUCGCUCUAGCCCGAGGACAUCCGUGGACCCCCAGGAACCGCAGACCAGAGAAGCUGCAUGAUUCGCUGAAGGAGUUGGAGGAGCUGCUGCAGACCGACACCUGCAUUCACACCAGAUGGAGAAACAAACAGAGCUGUCAGCUGAUGCUGAGCAGUGGAGUGCUGGUGACCAUGACCCUGAAUGGACAGCAGCUGGAACAAUUGUGUGUCGACAGAACUCUAGUCAGCCGGCUGCCUGCCAGCACCGUGACUGAUGCGCUGCUGACUGACCGGCUGAUUCUGCUGUCCUUUCUGGAGGGGAGCCAAGCGGCUGCAGUCUUCCUGAACAAAAAGAACCAGGAUUCCCCGGAGGCUGGCAGGCGAACAGACAAACUCUCACCCUCUGAAAUCAAGCUGGUGUCUGUGGAAGUGGGGGGCCAAAAGCUUCACCGACGUGUGGCGCUCAACCGUCUGCAAGAUGUGGCGCUCUGCUGGUGGAGUCAGUCUGCUGAGGACACGUGGACCUCAGAUGUCCUCCGGCCGAACCUGGUCCUGAUCUGCUGCUCCGCUCCUGAAGGCCUGCAGGUCCUGAGCUCAGUCCAAACUGAAGGCCUCCUUCUGGACUGCCGCUUCAGCCAGUUGCAGCAUUACCAGGUGCUGACCGUGGAGGUGCCUGCAGGACCUCAGGGACUCACAGAUGGCUUCUGCGUGGACUCCUGCAUGUACGAAUGCAGACGGGGACGCAUGCACCGCCUCUCCGCCACCCGCAUCCCGCUGCCGUCUCCUCCCGUCUCCUGCUCUCGUCACCCAUCGGGCACCGCAGUUGUCCUGGGCCUGAAGGACUCCAACUUAGUCCUUUAUGACCACAGGCAAGGGGUCUCGCUCCUGGGAUCCUGCAUGUUCCAGCCCACGCUCCUGGCCUGGCACCCUGCUGGAGCGAUGGUCGUGGUGGCCACGGAACAGCAAGAGUUGAUGUGCUUUGAUGCGGGGUUGGCACCUCUAAAAAUGGCGCUGGUCGCAGAGGACGUCACCCCAGCGGCCACAUUACGGCUGACUCAGCACAUGAGCUGCUCUGGAGGCCUGCAGGGGCUGCAGUGGGCGAUCGGCCUGGAUGGAGAUCUGGGAGGAGCAGACAUGCUGAUGUUGGUCUUUGAGGGAGGACCACUGGCAACCUUGAAAUUCAAACUAGGCGCUCUGACGGGGGGACAUCUGGGCCCAGGUGAGCUGCUUCAGCAGCGGCUGAGGUGCAGCCAGGUGAAAGAGGCGGUGGGCAUCCUGCAGGCCAUGGACUGGAGCACCAUGGGGGAUGAGUGCUACCGAGGGCUGAGCUCAGUCACCAACCACCUGCUAAAGCUGCAGCUGAGCGCAGAGCGGGAAGCCCUGCUGGAGGCAGCUCUGAGUGUCUUUUACGCCCCUCCUGCCCCCCUCCCCGACACAGUGAUGCUGGAGUACCAGGAGCCAGUCAGCAAAUACGCCCGCCGCUUCUUCCACCACCUCCUAAGGCAUCAGCGCUUUGAAAAGGCCUUCCUGUUGGCUGUAGAUCUACAGGACAGAGGUUUAUUCAUGGACCUCCAUUAUGUCGCCGGCGAUAAGGGUGAGGUGGUGCUCGCAGACGUGGCCAAGAGGAAAGCUCAUGAAAUCGAGGCCGCGGCCGUCGCAGGAGACGAGGUCAUCUUGAGGAGCAGAAGCAUCCCGUCUGGUCUCAGCGAUGGGCGAACAGAGAGGAAUCUGACCGUCACAGAACCCUCAUCCAAACCACGCAUCGAUGGAAGAACCAAUCAGAGGAGGACGCUGUCAGAGGGUCUUCACAUGACCAUCAGCCCAGACAUGCUCAGGACUCUAAAGCAAACAGGAAGCGUUGGACGCCACGCAGACGGCGAGAACGAGGAUGAAGAUCCCGAAAUGCUGCAUGUGGUUCAUUUAGGAAUGGUUUAAGAGAAAAACGUUGGCCUUAAUGAACUCCAAAGGAAAGCUGGAGGUACCACUGCAUACGACUGAGCUGGUUAAUGGAUAUUUAUGUCCAAACUUUGCUGAAAUGUUUCUUUGUGAAAGGAUCCAAAAGGCCUCCUCUGCACAGGCUCAGGUGUGAAUAUGAAUCAAAGCUUCAUUUUUCUUACCUGUCACAGUUUAUCUGUGAAUUUCCCUGGAUGUGAAUUCAGCUUCAUGACAGCUGAACAGAACGAGCCUCAAAGGAAGCGGUUCCACCUGCUUCUGCCGUUAAGAUGCUGACAGAAAAGCCCGCAGACCUGCCAUUAAUCAGCCUGAUUUCUAUUAUGCCGCUAUUGGAUGCUGCAAGGCUUCCUCUGCACGCACGUGCACGGCAUGUGCGUGCACGCUGGCCGAGAUUACGAGCCACGGUUUUAUUCAUGAACAGGAGCCAACCAGCGACUUUAAAGCACCGAGCGGAGCCCCUUUCCUGAACAGCAGCCAUCACCAUGUCAGAGCUGUCGACGCUCACCGACUAAUCUGACAGCGCCGCACGAGCCCUAAUCCCUGACUGUAUCCUAAUCUAUUUACUUUGCAUUCUAAGAGGAUUUCCACCACAAAAUAUACAAGAAGCAACGCUGGAAAUGGACAGCAGAUCAGCGAGGAUGCUUUCCUGCUCUUUUUUUGUGGUUGUUGUUGUUUUGAUAGCUUUAAAAAAAAAAUCAUUGUGUGUUUUUUGGGCAGUCAAUCCUCUGCGAGAGGACGGCUGAAAGGAAUUACAUUUCAGACUGAUACUAAUGCUUCUCUUAUGCAUACAUCAGAACGCUGUAUUUGCAGGCGAUGAUACAGUCACAGCAGAGACAGCUCCAGAUAAGUGGCAUCUCUUGACACGUUCAUAAUUUCCAAACCAAGACUGCAUCAUCUCCUGAUUGUUUGAAUUGACAGCUCCAAGAAAAGCAUCAGAAAUUGCCCAAAAGGUAAGAGCGGGUGCCUCCCAGAUGCCCCGAUCAGUCGCCUUUUAAUCAGGAGCGAGCUCAUAAUGCAGUUUCACAACACACCAAACAAAGUGUGAGACAGAGCGCCUGUUUCUCUCCCCCUUUCAGCAAUUAUGCUGCUUUGUGAAGCACAAACGCUUCAUUUAAAACAGCCAGCAGCUUUGUUCAACAACUGCAAUCUCUGCCAUCCGAGAUCAGGCUUAUUAGUGGCAUUAACAGGCUGCGCGAGGCGCUGGAGCCGCCGAACGGCCUUGUUAACAUUUUGGAAAUGAGUCGAGCCUCCAGCACUCAUCAUUAUCCAGGUUGUCUGCCGUUUUCCAACCUCGGUGCAACAACUGUGCAGACUUUCAGCGGCCUGAUUGGACCGCCGCUUCUGCCACAGAGGAGCCAAGAUUCCCACCUUUGUCUCUGAUCUGCAUAAAGCAAACCCUUCAGACCUGACGGAAAUGAAUCAGGACUGUCUCAGACUUUAAACUCUGUAAGAACAGUCUUUCAGGUGGGUCUAAUUCCCCUGAGAGAGUCCUGAAAACGUGGAGAUUCUCCCUGAUAUCUUCCUCAGGAUUUAACUGUGACAAGAAAAGCAUCCUCCUGUCUGUAAAUGAGUCCCUUUUUCCAAAAGGCUGAAAUGAAAGCAAAUUAUCAAAAAUUUGCUGAGUGAAUUGAUUUGUUUUUUUAAUAAUUCCGGUUUCAGAAGAGCAUCAGAAGUCCUUCAUGAUGCUCUUAUUCUGAUGUCUGCAGGGUUUGAGCGUCGAUCUAUAGGUUUUCAGUGUUUUAUGCACAGAGUUCUGCUUCAUUCGUUCCCCCUGAAGUUUGAGUUGCCCUCUAAGUCAGUCAAUGAAAUCAAUGUCAGCUCCUCUUUUACCUGCAGAUUUCCUCUUACUUUCUUCUUUUUUUUGUCCAGUGAUGUGAAAAAAUAGGAUCAGAGCCUGAAUGAAACAGUCUGAUGUCAACAAUAUCUUCAAGAACAGGGAAAGUUAAGGAAUGUCCAAAGAACGACAACAUUUUUAGCCUUUUUUACUAUUUCUAAUCUUUUUACAUCACAAAAUCAGAUUCAGGAGAAACUGAAACGUAAAAGUGCCAAAAUUUAACUUAAAAAUAAGUCUAAUUCAUCAAAAAAAUAAUGAUCUCAAAAAUGAGAAAAAGAAUCUAGCUGCUCUCACGACACGUCACUGCAUUAACAGGUGGGAAAGUAUCUGUAGAGGUAGAUUUUUUCAUAGAUGCGGACAUUUAUUCAAGUUUUAUUUUCAAAAAUGUCUUGAGAGGGUUUGGGUUUAGAUCAAAUUCAGUCACAGAGAGACGACCACUGUGGCUGUAAACGUUGAAGCCUGCAGGCCGAGUGUCCAUCAGGAUCUCCCAGAUCUGGAGAGUAAUGAGGUUAGAAGACAAGUCAGGACGAGGCUCUGCUGCAUCCUUUCUGAAUGACAUCACUCCCCACAAAUGCCUCCUAAUCCUCGUUACACAACUAACACUCAAGUGAGGAUGUCGUCGGGACAGGUUAUGUGAGUGACAAACCGCAGACUGAGCUGCUGCAGCCGCCGCCGCUCCAGUCUUGUCUGUUUUCCCAUCAGACGAGGAAGGAAAGGAGGAAGGAAAUGUGGGAAGAAGUUGUUAACUGAACCUCCGACCUCAUACAAGCUUUGUUCACAAGAGAAGAACCUCAGCAGAGCUGGAAUCAGCUCGUUUAGAGAUCGGCUGUCAUCUGUGAUGAAGGUUUCGGUAGAAAAUGCUGCUGCAGUCCUCACUAAAACAGGAAACAGCUGAAUGGGAGCAUCUCUGAUUUGUGCUUUACAGUAAUCUGUCAAAAUAUGAAAUGAUACUUUUUUUUCUUUGGAGGUUUUCAUGAAAAAUCAAAGGUGUUGAUGAUGGAUCAAUCCAAUCAGUCAUAGUUUUACUGUUUUCAUUUGUUACCAGGUAAAGAGUUGUUAAAAGCCGCACACACAAAAAAACCCUGAUCCAUGUCAAGUCUAUGUAGUCAUGGUCAAUGGAUAAGCUAUCCAAGGCUUUAAACUUAGCAUUUCUGCUUUUAUUUUGAAAAUACCAAUAAAAUGACACGGAUGCUGUUCUCCAUAAAUUUUGAAAGGAUGACAUACCUGGGAUAUUUUGCUGUUUCUCGUUUACCUUCUUGAACUAUUUUGACAUACAUCAAGAAAAAAAAAGUAAAUGUUGAAUAACUUUUAAAUUAAAGACUCUCCCCGAUGAAAAUCAUUUUUUUGGUGUUUUUUAAAUGUUAUUAUGGAUUUUUUAAUGAUGGAAGACAUCUAUAUAGAAAAAUUAAAGUUGAAAAUCCA
Molecule: messenger RNA, 6009 nt
Organism: Oryzias latipes (Japanese medaka)
Lineage: Eukaryota; Metazoa; Chordata; Actinopteri; Beloniformes; Adrianichthyidae
Gene: wdpcp
Product: WD repeat containing planar cell polarity effector
Biological process (GO): nervous system development; cilium organization; establishment of protein localization
Cellular component (GO): axonemal basal plate
Molecular function (GO): protein binding
Source: RefSeq, a predicted model, not a curated record